Molecule: messenger RNA, 4869 nt
Organism: Acanthopagrus latus (yellowfin seabream)
Lineage: Eukaryota; Metazoa; Chordata; Actinopteri; Spariformes; Sparidae
Gene: plekho1a
Product: pleckstrin homology domain containing, family O member 1a
Exons: 10
Coding region: 275-2311 (678 amino acids)
Biological process (GO): regulation of myoblast fusion
Cellular component (GO): ruffle membrane; muscle cell projection membrane
Source: RefSeq, a predicted model, not a curated record
AGCAUCUGCCUCCACACACACACACACACACACACACACACACACAGACGGGGAGGAUGCUGCCGCGGUUCAGACAACAGACGCGGAGCUGAAGAAGAAGAAGAAGAAGAAGAAGAACCGGGCGGACUGACGGACGCCGACACCAGGACCGAACCAACACUGAGCCACCGGGGCCAGGUCGAACCUCCCGCCGGACCGGGCCGAACCUCCAGUCCGUCGGUGUGAUUGUACUGUGAGCCCGGAGCGGACCGGAGCGGACCGGAGGAGAGGGAGGAUGAAGAAGAGCCAGCCGGGCAGACGGGGCGUUCAGGACUCGGGUCAGCAGGCCGCCCAGCAGCCGGAGAAGGCGGGCUGGAUCAGGAAGUUCUGUGGCCGAGGAAUCUUCAGAGAGCUGUGGCGGAACCGCUACGUGGUUCUGAGAGGAGACCGGCUCUACAUCUCCGACAAGGAGGUGAGAGACGAGCGUAAAGCUCAGGAGGUGUUCGACCUGGCCGACUACGAGCGCUCGGAGGAGCUGAGGAAAGCAAAGAGUCGCAGUAAGAAGAACCACAGCCGCUUCACUGUGCUGCGCUGCCGCCGGCCCGGGAACACUGUUCCCAACCUCGUGUUUCUGGCGGUGAGUCCUGAGGAGAAGGAAUCGUGGGUAAAUGCCUUCAACGUGGCAAUCAUCAAGGCCAAGAACCGCAUUUUAGACGAGGUGACCAUCGAGGAGGACAGUGUUCUGGUUCAUCCCACCAGAGACCGGGCCAAGAUCCCUCAUGGCCGCCGGCUGCCGACCAGAGGACACCUCAUGGCCGUGGCGUCCACGUCUUCCCACGGCAUGCUGACCCUCGACCUGGUCGCUGAAGAGGACGGUUUCUCUCCGGACUACGACUGCGACUCCUGGGAGAACAGCUUCCAGGCUGACCUGCAAGGGGGGGGAUCCUGUGGACAGGUAGCGAUGGCCGGAUCUCAGGGGGUUGGAGUUCGUCAGCGAGCCGACACCGACGUGUCAAAGCUCCGGAUGACCUCCAAGGAGCCCAAAGUGAAGACCGGCAGUCUGCCCAGGGGGAGUGAACGGUCCUGGGGCAAACACUCGAGCCUGGAGGCCUCCAAGGUCCCAAAGACCCAGCAAGUCCAGGUCCUUCAGGCUCAGUCUCGAACGCCGCAGCCAGGGAAGAGGUUCAGCUUGCAGGGCCGGAGUCGCUGUGCCUCCAUGGAUGAAGUCCUCUCUUCCAGACCGGCGAUGAUUCGCUCUGAAUUGCGCUCCGCUCUGCGGCGCUGUCCAACUGAAGAGGAAGCAGGGGGCGGAGCUUCAGUUCAGCCGGUCGGUCAGCUGCAGAGCCUCAUCGCCCAGAGGAUGCAGAGAGCUCAGGAGCUGCUGGAGGAGAUGAGACUGCAGGAGCUGCAGAAGGCCAAAGCAGAGAGAGAACGAGGAGGCAGCUCACCUUACCUGAAGGGCGUCGACUCCCCUCGCCUCCAUCACCUCAGGGGCUCCGACUCGCCUCACUCCAGCAGGUCGUCUGGAUCUCCAAGGAGCAGGAGCAGCGACUCCCCUCGGCUCCGGGGGAAAGACUCUCCUCGUCUGAGAGGGAGGGAGUCUCCUCGACCUAAAGCCAAGAAGAACCGCUCCAAAGGGACGGAGUCGCCUCGCUCCAGAGGAUCACAUUCACCUGCUGCUAAAGGAAACGACUCUCCUCGCCUGAAAGAUUCACCUCGUCUGACUGCCGACUCUCCUCGGAGCUCCAGCAAAGUUCAUUCACCAAAACUCAAAGGAUCGUACAGCUCCUCCUCCAACAAGAACGAAUCCCCUGCACAGAAAUCACCUGAUUCUCCUCCAUGUUUCAGAGGAUCCGACUCCUCUCAGCCUACAGGAUCUGAAUCACCACGAGGCAGCGAGACAGACUCCCCUCCUCAGGGGAGCAGCAAGGAGUCGCCAUGCUUGAGUCAGAAGGACUCCCCAAGUCUUUCUGGAUCCUUUGAGACUUCGCUGCCCAAAACCCCUGACAAACAUCACUCGCCUCCACCUCCACCCUCCUCGCCUCCCUCCCAUCUGUCGGAGGAGGAGCUGGAGGUGGAGAGCAAGCGCAUUGAGGCCGAGCGCCUCCUGGAGGAGGCCGUGUCAUCGUGGAAGGAGGCGCAGGAGGUCCUGCAGGAGGUGAAGGAGCUGCAGAGCCAGACGCUGCGGCGGCAGCGCAGGAGGACCUACGAAAAGAUGACGCCCACAGCAGUGGCGCCCGUGUCGCCCGUGGCAACUGCAGCAGCAGAUGAGGAUGACACGCCCACCUCGCCAACAUCACCCGAGGACGACGACGAGUCCGAGACACCUUGAUGAACAAAUAUUUAUUGAAUUAUUGAAUUUUCUGAAUGAAAGUAGCAGCGUUGUUCAGCAUGCUGAUGCACAACAGAAGCAGAUUCAUCAUUUGGGAGUUUUAACUUUUGUUUCGAUUUUUAAUCCAGGACGGACGCGAACAUGUAAGAGUGGAUGUGGAUGAUUUGAAACCAGCGAUACAGUUCUUCCAGGAGGGUUAAUGACUUUAAUCCUCCGCAGUGCACUACGCCCUCUCACUCUGCUGCCGUUUACUCCACAAAGUCUCCGUUUGUGACAGAUGUCACAGUUAGUUUGAGUGAAACGAGAGGCGCUCGCUUCACCUUCGCUGAUGGUGCUGCACGUUUCUCCUCUUUGUCUUUUUCUGCUGAAGGUGAAGCGAAACGCCUCUCUGACCGUUUCAGAGACGAGUUUUUACACACUGAGCUUUUUGGAAGAUUUUUGGGGUUUGAAAAGACAGUUUAUCACGUUUUUCCAAACAAAGAUGUCAACGUUUAUACGACGGGAACUUUUUCAAUACGAUGAGACCAUGAAGGCACUGAAGAGCACUGCGUUUCCUACGGCUUUUUAAGGAUACAGCAAAAAUCAACACUGAUUAUUAAGAACUUAAAUGUUUUAUCUGUUUUAUUUGCCGUCUUCUUAUUUCUGUUAAAAUAUCUUAUGAAUUGUAACCGUCUGUGAUUUUGUUGUAGCCUCGUAUCUCCGUCCUGUCCUCCAGCUCGCUGACGACAGACAUUCGUCGAGCUCUACAAAGAAUCAGGGAGUUUAACAUUCUUCACCACAGAGAAAGAAAAAGCAAUAAUGUGGAACUCGUAUCAGAACCGAAGGCGUGACUGGAUUCACCUGCUGGGACGAACUUCAGCUGCUGGGCUCUGAUCUCUUCUCACUCCUGUGCAAUAUGUUGUUUCAUGUGAGAAUCAUCAUCAUCAGAUCAUCAGGUGAAGCAGCUCGAGGCCUCAGGUGUGUUUCUGUGCUGCUUUUUACUGCAGAGUUUAAAUUUAAUUUGCACCUUUAAACCUGACUGAUGCUGAAUAUCUGAGGACUGAUACUGAGUCACAGAGUUUAACAGAAGCAAAUAUAAACACUUUGGUUCAUACAAGACAUGAAAUAAUCCGUAAAAAAAUCCCUGUUGAAUAAUUACGACCAGGUUAUGUUUUAAAAAGAGACUUUUCACAGGUGGAUCAGAGAUCAGUGGACCGACUGAGAGGAACCUGGACACAGAAGACGCUUUAACCUUUGGACUUUAUUAUCGGACCAAAUGGAUCAAAUCCUGAAGAAGUAUUUUAGUAUUUUAACCAUUUUAAAGCUGCUUCUUUAACAGCUGCGCCUCGCGUCACACAUUUUGUCCACUUUAUUAAACUUUAACCUUUAAACGCUUCAAGGUUUCACAGCCAAACUCCCUGUGAAGCCAUUCAGCACCAGAACUGGAUCCAUUUGGUCUGAAAACAUCUGGAGAGUGAACGUGUUGUGGUUUUAUGUUACGUAGAGUGAAGUCAGGAUCAUAAUCAAUAACUAGAAGGACCUCAGACUGGUCACACAGAGACUCAACACCAACAGAACCACCGUGUUCUGAUGGUCCAGUCUGAGCUUUACAGUCAUUACUUUACAUAUGAGGUCUGGUUCUGACCCGGCCCGGCUGCUGUUCAGUCCAAAGAAAACCUUCUGAGCUGUCAACAGAGUCUCUGUGUGAUCGGCUCUGUAUCAAUGAGCUGAUAUCUGCUGAUCAGAAUCACAUUCGUGUUUCUCACACGUUAACAGUGCCGAAGCAUUCGAUCAAUAACUGUAUACACAGAGUUUACUAACAGAAGAUUCAAUCUGAUUGAUCAAACUAAACAUCUUCAAAUAACUGCAGUGAAAUAUGCACUUUUAUUUAAAACAUUAUAAACGACAUGAAGAGCUGAUUUCAUAUUGAUCAGUGAUCAGCUGAUGUAUCAGUCAGAUAUCUCAGUUCAGUCACGUUUGAGCUGCUUCUGUAACUUUUAAUAAUCACAUGAACUGUCACGUCACGUUUGUUACUGAAGAAGAAGAAGAAGGAGAAGAAGAAGGAGAAGAAGAAGAAGAAGAGGGAGAAGAAGAAGGAGAAGAAGGAGAAGAAGAAGAAGGAGAAGAAGAAGAAGGAGAAGAAGAAGAAGAAGAAGAGGGAGAAGAAGAAGGAGAAGGAGGAGAAGAAGAAGAAGAAGAAGAGGGAGAAGAAGAAGAAGAAGGAGAAGAAGAAGAAGAGGGAGACACCGACACUGUUUCGUUGUGCUGUUGUGAUGUUUGUUAAGAUGUAUUUUUAUUUAUUUAUUUGAACAUUUUUGCACAUUUAAAACGUUCACGACUGUUUGAUGAUUCCACACUUUGUUACAAUAUGAAAAACUGUAAAUGUUUUUUUUCUUUUCAUGCUCAAUUUAUUUAACUAAAGAUUUAUAUGUUGAUGUUUUUGAAUGAUGUUGUGUGAAUUAUUACUGUAUACAGCGAUGCAUUAUGGGUAAACAGAGCCAAAAACACGGUUUACUUUCUGUUUGAGCUUCCAAACCUGGUUUUCACAUGCAAGAAUUAAAUAAGCUACAAAUUUAAAA